CAUCAUCGGGGCGUUUCAGGCAGCGCUCACACACACAGCAGCUUUCCUCCUUAUCUCGGAAAUAUCCACCCUGAAUGGGACAACAGUUCCUCUCCAUACAGACGACAUGAAAUGUUGAAGUGGUAAAAAUGAACAAACCCAAAAUGGCCACAGAGAAAGGCGUUCCCAGUAACUCCAGGGUGCUGAUGCUCCUUGGCCAACUGGAAAGGAUGAACGGAGAGGCCAUGGUGAGGGAUGUCGAAACGGCAAGACAGGUCACUGCAAAGAUAUUUCAUCUCAUACAGACACAGGAGAAGAGUGGAAAGGAGGUGAUGUCCAAAGGCUCCAGUGGCAUGGAGGUCAUACUGGCUUCACUGGAGAACACUCGGGAUGUCCAGACCACUCUGAACAUUUUGUAUAUUCUCAGUGAGCUGCUGACUGUGGGCAGGGGUCGCAGGGUGGGUGUAUUUGUGUCUAAAGGAGGAACAGGAAUAUUAUUCCAGAUUCUGAUCACUGCCAGUAAAGAGUUGCCUCCAAGUGAAGAACUUAUGCUGCAGCUUCACUCACUGCUUGCCAAGGUUGGCCCAAAAGACAGAAAGUUUGGGGUGAAGGCGCGUUUGAGCGGAGCGCUGAACGUCACAGUCAACUUAAUGAAACAGAACCUACAGAAUACCAAACUGCUUCUGCCCUGCCUGCAGGUUCUCAGGGUUUACGCCACCAACUCUGUGAAUGCUAUUUCUUUGGGCAAGAACGGAGUGGUGGAACUCAUGUUCAAGAUUGCCGCGCCGUACAGCAAGAAGAACACCAGCCUGCUUAAGGUAGCUCUGGACGCUCUGGGAGCACUGCUUAAAUCCAAAACGAAUGCUCGCCGCGCAGUGGAUGGCGGCCACGUGCCUGUCUUGCUGGCUCUUUACCUGGACUGGCAUCGCAAUGAUACACGGCAUCGCCACAUGCUGAUUCGCAAAGGGCUGCUUGUCUGCCUCAGGAACAUCACCAACAUCAAACUCGGCAGGAAAGCAUUUAUAGAUGCUGAUGGCAUGAGGAUCCUCUACAACUCAUCCACCGAGUGUCUCCCAGUUCGGACAUUGGAUCCACUUGUCAACACUUCGAGUCUGAUCAUGAGGAAAUGUUUUCCCAAGAACCGUCUGCCUCUGCCCACCAUCAAAUCGGCCUUCCACUACCAGCUGCCACAUGUACCUGCUGCAGGGCCUGUGGCACAGCUGUACAGCCAGCCACCUGGGGGGAGAAAAACUCAUCAGCUCUGCAACAGGCCCUUAAAGAAGGUGGAUGAUGUGGUGGAUGAAAGUGACGAUAACGAGGAGACAGAUGCGGACACAGAGAACGAAACCGAGAAUGAAGAGGAUGAGAAGGAUCAGGGCACUGUGAAUGAUGACAUAGAGACGGACCUAAACAAGCUACAUCCCAAAAAGAGCCCCGGUCGUCCAUUCGAGGAGUUGAGGGUCUAUGAGAGGUUCUUCUUGGAGCUUUCUGAAGACUUCCAGGGUUAUAACUUUGAAUCCUCAAAGAGUGCCUCUACCACAUCAUCAUCAUCUCUCUCCUCAUCAUCAGCCUCAACUCGAUCCACUCGCCCAAUCAUCGUGCCCACAGCUCAAGCCCUGUCCCCAAAGCAUGUCCCCACAUCGAGCUCUCAGGGGGAUUGCAACCUUACAAAAGGACAACACACCCUGCCAUCGCCCUCUGCGCCCACUCCUGCUCCCCCUACUCCUCUAACACCUCUAGAACUGGAUGCCAUACACCUCAACAAGGACCAAGACAAAAAAGAGGAGGCCCACAUUCCUUCCCCCGACACACAUACGACAUUGUCCUCCCUCGUCAGGCCUCCUUCUCAGGGGCAUAAGUUAGAACAGGAUCUUGCACAUGUGUUGGAGUGUGUCUCUCUCGAAGAGGAGAGACCACUGAAUACAGGAGAAGAAGGAGGAAGGGGAGUCAAGCAAGAGGGAUCCCCAGUCAAUGCCACAAGACAUAUACAGUCUCCUCUGCUCUUGGGGGGCAUCGCUGCUCGUCGUGUUGGAGGAGGAGGCAGUAACUGGGGUUCAGACUGUGGCUCAGAGGGAGCAGAGGAUGAGGGAGGGGAAGGAGCAGUUCUGGAGGUGCCAGACACGGCGCUGCUCCUCCCGCUGCAUGACCCCGACCUUUACGUGGAGAUGGUGAAGGGAACAUGCUCCGUACCCCAGUACGCUGAAGUGGCCUACCCAGACUACUUCGGCCAUGUAGCCCCAACAUAUAGGGAGCCCCUUCAGGAGAGAGUUUAUGGUGUACAGAGGUCGAAGAUAUUCCAGGACAUCGAGAGGUUGAUUCACCCUAAUGAUAUCGUGGAUAAAGUAGUUUAUGACCUGGACAUUCCCAGUUGUCCUGUGAUCGAAGACGAUGGCGAAUCACUGAAGUUCAACUCUCAGUUUGAGUCUGGCAACCUCAGGAAGGCAGUUCAGAUUAGGAAAUAUGAGUAUGACCUUGUGCUGAAUUCAGACAUCAACAGUAAUCAUUACCACCAGUGGUUCUACUUCGAGGUGAGCGGCAUGCGCAUUGGAACAACCUACCGUUUCAACAUCAUCAACUCCGAGAAGUCAAACAGCCAGUUCAACUACGGCAUGCAGGUGCUGAUGUACUCUGUGCAGGAGGCGAUCAGUGGCCGGCCUCGCUGGGUCAGGACCGGAAUGGACAUCUGUUACUACAAAAAUCACUUUGCAAGGAGUUCCAUUGCUGCUGGUGGUCAGAAGGGAAAGUCCUAUUAUACAAUGACCUUCAGCACAAGCUUCAGCCAUAAGGAUGAUGUCUGCUACUUUGCCUAUCAUUACCCAUAUACAUACUCCACUCUCAAGAUGCACCUGUCCAAACUGGAGGCUUUGAGGACACCUCAGAUCUACCUGAGACAGGACGUCCUGUGUCAAACUCUGGGGGGAAACAGCUGCCCUCUUCUCACAAUCACUGCCAUGCCAGAGUCCAACUCCAAUGAUCACAUCUGUCAGUUUAGGAAUCGUCCGUUGAUCUUUCUGUCAGCCAGAGUGCACCCUGGAGAGACCAACGCCAGCUGGGUAAUGAAGGGUACCCUGGAGUUCCUGAUGGGCACCAGCCCACUGGCAGCCAGCCUGAGAGAGGCUUACAUCUUCAAGAUCGUCCCCAUGCUCAACCCCGAUGGUGUUGUAAAUGGAAAUCAUCGUUGUUCUCUGAGUGGAGAGGAUUUGAAUCGCCAGUGGCAGAACCCCAAUCCUGAGCUCCACCCCACCAUCUACCACACUAAGAGCCUGCUGCAGUACCUUGCACACAUACAAAGGGCACCGCUGGUGUUUUGUGACUACCACGGUCAUUCCAGGAAGAAAAAUGUGUUCAUGUAUGGCUGCAGUGUGAAAGAGACAGUAUGGCAGUCCAAUAUCAGCGCUACAUCCAGUGACUUACAAGAGGACCUUGGAUACAGGGCACUGCCUAAGAUCCUGUCCCAGAUCGCCCCGGCCUUCAGCAUGGCGAGCUGUAGUUUUGUUGUGGAGCGCUCCAAAGAGUCAACCGCCCGCGUUGUUGUGUGGAGAGAGAUAGGAGUGCAACGCAGCUACACCAUGGAGAGCACGCUCUGUGGUUGUGACCAGGGCAAAUAUAAGGGUCUUCAGAUCGGUACCAGAGAGCUGGAGGAGAUGGGAGCUCAGUUCUGUGUGGCCCUGCUGAGGCUGAAGAGGCUGACAGGGCUCCGCAAUCACCAACACCUGCUGGAUUUAGAGAGCGAUAUUAUUGGGACCCAGUCUAAAGUGGUCAGCAGCAGCCCCACCACCUACGUGAUGGAGGAGGAUGAGCCGUCCUUCCUGGAGGCGAUAGACUACAGCGCAGAGAGCAACGAUGAGGACGCAGAGCCUGAAAUCGAGCACGCCAGCGAAGUCCAGGAGAAUCCCGAUCAACUGUCGGACUCCGAGACAAAUCACAGGGAUUAACGCUGAGCUGUUUAUCUCCUAUUCAAGAUUUCACAGGUGAAACAGUCUGAACACACUCUUCUCACUCUGGUGAAUAAAUAGCUUAGAUUUACACCUGAUCCUGUUAUAUAGACACUCUAUGAUGGUAUGUAGGCUACACUGAGGUGCUCCUUUUCCCAGAUGGAUUGAUUUUGUCGGCCCGCUGGAGCCAACUGUCGAUGAAUGUUCUCACCUUUCACCGUCAUCCUAUAACCUCCAUGAACUGUAACCCCUGACCUCAGACACCAUAUAGCCUCUGAGAUUCACUUAUAGCUAGCCAGAGCAGCAAACAGCAGGCACCGCCGAUCCUUAACUUGAACCCCUGCCACUCGCUUAUUUCUCACAGCCGAUCUCACGCUGAAGCUACCUGACAAAGCUGCGGUCGUGUAACAGAGCCAGUGGCUUCUCUAGGUACUGUUUUUGAAACUCACCCGUCACCUUGUGUCUGGUAAACACUCCCGGUGAUGGACAGUAACUGGAUCUCCUCCAACACUUCAAAAUCUGACAA
This is a messenger RNA of Plectropomus leopardus (leopard coralgrouper), 4440 nucleotides long. RefSeq names its product ATP/GTP binding carboxypeptidase 1 (gene agtpbp1). Lineage: Eukaryota; Metazoa; Chordata; Actinopteri; Perciformes; Serranidae. Gene Ontology annotation, biological process: proteolysis; protein side chain deglutamylation; C-terminal protein deglutamylation. The record is from RefSeq and is a predicted model, not a curated record. Gene Ontology annotation, molecular function: zinc ion binding; metallocarboxypeptidase activity.